AUGACGGCCACCACAUCGAUUCGUAAAGUUCUGUUCGAAUUAUUUGGUCGACCACGACAGUUGAGAAUUCGCAGUGAAAAAACCGGAAGUCAUCCCAUUGUCAUAAUACACCGGAGAUUAAAUACAUAUUGGUAAUAUAGAUUUUCGUUAUUUUCGUUUUUUUUUUUUUAUUUAGGGUUUAUAUUUGAAUAUUUGUCGUACGUACUUGUGAUGAAAAUAAUAACAUAAUGAAAUAGUAGUAUAUUUUUCAAUAGUCUAGUAUUGUAACGCGUAUAGAGGGCCAAAGUGUAUUUUUAUAAAAGAAAAACAAGUAGGUCGUAAAUAUGUCAGAUACUACUAAUUUACUUGUUUGGUGGCGGCGUGGCGCGGUAUUUCUAUACUAUUAUAGCAAACUAUUUCAUACGACGGCGUUCAGUUUAAUCGGGAAAACUGUGAUCAGACAGUGUUCGCAUGUUAACGUUAUGAACAUUUUACGAAAUGUCACGAAUUCAAUAAAAGGUGGACUCACGGGACCGCAGAAAACGUCUGUAAACCCUUUUUCGAUUAACUAGUAGUCAAAACGUUCGACUUGUAUAUCUAUUACUUUAAAGGCAAAUGUGAAAUUGUCGAUGUUUGAUGUUAACACAAUUUAAUAUAAAAGACGAACUUAUUUUGCACAUCAAAUCGUUAUAGAAUUAUUAACAGCUAAAGUUAGAGUUUAGUGUAGAAAGGAGACAAGUCCAGAACAAUGUCCUUUCUAGCUAAAUAUCUUAAAUUACUGUUUUAUUAAUUAACAAAGCAACACUAUUAACUGAACUCCGCUCAGAAUCGUGUUUUCGUUUGCAAUUGUCUAUCCUGCUUUAAGACAUACAUUAAAUUUCCCCUUUACUAACCUCUCAACCUUCUACAACAGUGGAUGCACCCAUGUACAAUGUUGCCCAUUUUUUUAAAAAUGCGUAUGAUAAUGCCAUUUAUUUACUUAUACGCCCAAUUUCUUCUGUCUUAUCUAGACAGUUUAUUUUAUGCUUUCUGUAAAAUUAAGUUUUCAAGCCAUAUCCCCUUUCUGCAAUUAGUUAUUUAUGCCUCAUUCAACCUCUUAAAAAGCUACUAACUCUGUUUUAACUUUACGUUGUAAAACUAAGUAUCAAUAAUAAGUAAUAAAGGAAUAAAGAAGUCAUAAAACAAUAGGUGAUAAUAAUUAUUAUACUAGUUUAACAAAAACUGGAUAAAAAAAAUUAAGACCGCCUCCCCCGAUAUUGUUUCUGGUUACGGUACUGUCUCUACGUACUGGGCCAGACUAAAUAUUUAUAUUUGUCGUAUUCGCGAAGAAAAAAAAGACAUUUGCUAUACAUAUUUAUACGGUCUUUUAUCUCUAUACGAACAGCGUUGAUGGCUAUAAUUUAAUAUCGGGACAACCUCGUUUAAAUCACCCGUUUAAAUGUGUAUAUGUAUAUUAUAUAAACACGGGAACUUGACCACGCCCUCGGCUCUACGAUAAUAAUAAUUGUCAAUGGCCAUGUCAACGCACCCAAAUCGCAUUGCGAAAUUACAGAACUCGUUACCCGCCUGUGCCGUAAAGUAAUAAUAAUGGUAAAUGCGUAAUUACGACGCAAAGCCGGAAUACAAUGCGCAUUUAGAAACCCUAAACCGCCCGCGUAUAUCGCCGGCCCUUGUGCGCGCCGACCGACUCCGCGUCGCCGUCGUCGUAUUAUUGGAUUUUCCGGAAAAUGCUAAAAGCCGUGCGCGUGCACGUAGUGAAAACCGUCAACACGAAUAAGUGUCCCGUUGCAGGCACUCUCGAGAGGCCCGUCGUACAGGAAAAAAAAACCGAGGGGAUAAUAAUAUUGUGUGAGUAUAUAUAUAAAUAUAUAUGUAGAAAGAAAUAUCGUACGUGUUCGCCAUACGUCAAUAUUUAUCAUUACCGAAUCGACGACAUAUACCUACCUACUACCUAACCUAACCUACCCACUACCUGUACUACUUACCUACCAACACCAACAGUAUUAUUUCGUAUGCAAGCAAGCGACCAGCGCGAUUUUUGCCAUCCACGAAUAUUAUUGUAUCGAACGGUUUUAGAUUCAAAGCGUACCAAGGAGAAUGUAUUGAAUAUGUUUUUUUUUUUCUUGGACCUGAGAAUUGAUUUUCUACCAAAAACCGCGCUCUGGUGGUUUUUGUUUUUUUAAUAUUUGGGCAAACAGGGAAAUUCACGUAAUUUUCGAUUUUAUUUUUGCGAUUAUUGUUUUGUUAGAAGUAAUGUUCAAGACCUGAAAUAUUCACAGAAUACUCAGCCCGUUCUAAACGUUGUCUAAAUAUUCUGUCAAUUUUUGAGCUAUAAUUAUAGCCAAUUAAUAUGUUCGAGUUUUCCUUUUUCGUUUCAUUUAGUCGUGUAUAGAUAAAAUUAUUUUGACCCGAUUAGAAUGUUCGAGUGGGUUCACCGUAAGUUGUAAAUGGCGUAAAACAAAAAAAAAUUGAGUUAAAUAUAAUCAAAUUUUGUUUCACUAAAAUUGUACGAGUACACGUCCGACUUAAACAUCAUGGUCUCCCCUCCACCGUGUCCAACCUUUUACCAAACAGGAGUUACCCCGGACAUAUUAGAUAUUGCACUAAUCUCAAACUUCCAUACAAACUUAUACCACAAAGUGUUAAAUGAGCUCGACUCUGAUCAUGUCCCGGUAGUGACAACCCUAAGAAUACAAGCUGAAACUAACCCCCCCCUGUACCAAAACUAAUAAAUCAGCCAAUAAAAUGGGAAAUCUUUAAAGAAAAUAUAAAUAAAAUAUUAAAACCAAACAGAAAGUACUCAAAUACAAAUGAUAUAAACUCGGGCAUAAUACACCUUACAGAAUCCAUCAAAUCAGCGAUAGACUUAGCACUAGCCCCACCAAAUUACAAAAAAUCUCAUAAUUAUAACAUGCCAAUACCAUCCCACAUACAAAACCCAAUCAAAGAAAAACAUAAGGCACGAAGAAUCUGGCAAACACACCGGUCACCAGCAGUCAAAAAACGUUUAAAUCAACUAACAAGAAGAGUAAAAUGGGAACUGGAUAAUCUAAGAUAUAAUUCUUACAAAGCAUACGUAUCNCACUAAACAGCGUGAAACAAUUCCCCCUUUAAAAAACGGAUUAGCUAAGUACGAAACUAACAUUGAAAAAUGUGAAAUCUUUGCCCAACAUUUUGAAAGCUGUUUUACAACUGAUGAAAACCAUACAAACCAAAAUGAAGUAGUAAACCUUGAACAAAGAAACAUAGAAAAUCAACCAAUAGUCAAUCCCAUUAGCCUAUGUACCCCUAAAGAAAUACAGAUAAUAAUAAAUAAACUAGCUAAUAAAAAAAGCCCGGGACAUGAUCUAAUAACAAACAAAAUACUCUAAAAUCUCACGUCAAAAUCUUUAUCAUACAUAGCUAGCCUUAUGAACUCCUUCAUGAGACUAUGCUAUUUUCCCGACUCAUGGAAAAUUGCAAUCAUUAUCCCUAUACAUAAACCAGGAAAACAAAAUAGUUCACCCAAAAGUUACAGACCCAUAAGUCUACUCCCAACUUUCUCAAAACUUCUUGAAAGAAUUCUACUGCACAGAAUUAAACCGUUCCUAAAAAUUAUACCACUACAUCAAUUUGGUUUCAAACCAUUUCAUUCGACAACCCAUCAGUUACAACGGAUCUCUGAAAUCAUAGUAAACGGUUACGAAAAUAAAAAAUUUACCACGACGGCCUUUUUAGACAUAUCGCAGGCCUUCGAUAAGGUUUGGCACCAUGGACUUAUUUUAAAAAUAAAAACCCUAAACCUACCUUUAUACCUUAACAAUACACUCUUGUCAUUUAUAGCAAAUCGCAAAUUUCAUGUCAGAAUAGGAAAUGAUAUAUCAUAAAUACAUAAUGUUAAGGCUGAAGUUCCACAGGGAUCUGUGCUAGGACCAUCUCUAUUCAAUAUCUACUGUCAUGAUAUACCAACACCGCAACAUUGCCAUCUAGCAAUUCAAUGUUCGCAGAUGACACUGCAAUAAUAACGCAAAACCAAACUCUUGAAUCUUCAAUAAGAGACCUACAAAGCUCCCUAGAUGAGCUAUCCCUCUGGUUCUCAAAAUGGAAACUAAUACUAAACCCAACCAAAAGCGAAGCAAAAAUAUUUACACUCAGAAAAUACAUAAAUCUAACCCUACUUCAAAUUAACAAUAAAGAAAUCAACUGGAAUAACAAAGACGACACAGUAAAAUAUUUGGGCUUGCACCUUGACAAAAAACUAAGCUGGAAAAUACAUAUCAACAAAAAAUUAAACCAAGGAUACACUAGGCUACGAAUACUGUACCCCCUAUUAAAUCAUAGCUCUACCAUACAAAUGAAAUGCUCUCUACUCCUUUACACAGCAAUAAUAAGACCUUUAGUAACCUAUGCAUGCCCAGUAUGGGCAUCUGCUUCCAAAACAAAAAUUAAAAAAUUACAAACCCUCCAAAACAAAUUCCUAAGAAUAGCCCUAAAGGCCCCUUGGUUCAUGAGAAAUAAACAAUUGCACAACGAUACAGGCAUACCACACCUAUCUACCUGGAUAACACAACAAUUUAAAAAUUUCCACGAAAAACUCCACAAAGUUGACGGAGCCCGUCACUACAUUAUCGGCAAGAGAUCCACAAAUCUAAGACUCAAACCUCGGCUACCUCAGGACAUCCUACUAGAUCCCAAUGAAGACACCUCAACCUCAGACUCUGACCUAGACUAACCUAACCAAAUCUAUUAUACAUCACAUAAUUAUAUAAUAAUAAAAACAUUGUAAAAAUACUUAGUGUAUUGACACAAUUAUAUUAAUAAAUAAAAAAAAA
This is a messenger RNA of Cinara cedri, 4790 nucleotides long. The record is from the annotation of a GenBank genome assembly. Lineage: Eukaryota; Metazoa; Arthropoda; Insecta; Hemiptera; Aphididae.